Mizuhopecten yessoensis (Yesso scallop) is the source of this 3693-nucleotide messenger RNA. RefSeq names its product rab-like protein 3. Lineage: Eukaryota; Metazoa; Mollusca; Bivalvia; Pectinida; Pectinidae. Gene Ontology annotation, molecular function: GTPase activity; GTP binding. Gene Ontology annotation, cellular component: endomembrane system. The transcript is spliced from 7 exons. The record is from RefSeq and is a predicted model, not a curated record. Gene Ontology annotation, biological process: intracellular protein transport. The annotation marks the transcript as partial.
UCAGAAAUAACUGACUUUCUCUUUAUAUUCCAAAUAUUUGCAGGAGUUGGGAAGACCUCAUUAGUUCAUCUUAUUUGUCACAAUGAGACAACAAGUAAUCCUGGCUGGACCAUCGGAUGUUCUGUGGAGGUCAAGCUACAUGAGUACAAAGCGGGAACCCCUUCACAGAAAACCUACUUUGCAGAAUUAUGGGAUGUUGGUGGAUCUACUAGCCAUGAAAAUAGCCGUGCAAUAUUUUAUAAUCCGGUACAUGGUAUCAUUCUAGUCCAUGACCUGACGAACAGAAAGUCACAUCAUAAUUUACGAAAAUGGUUACAGGAGGUCCUAAACCGUGACAACCCCAAGGACAACAAUGGGUAUGAAUAUGAUCCGGAACAGUUUGCCGGUAACCAAAUCCCCAUCUUAGUAGUAGGAACAAAAUCUGACCUGGCCCAGAGUUUGCGGGAAAAUGUCCUCACCAAGUCUUCCAGCAUGGCAGAGGAAUGUGGAGCCGAGGAACUGAACCUUAGCUGUCACAACGUUAAACAUCUGUCACCAGGUUCAACAAAUGCCGUUAAAAUAUCACGAUUCUUUGACAAGGUAGUUGAGCGACGGUACUACAGUCGAGACGGUGUCGGUCAGGGACAUGUGACCACCCCAAUCAUGGACAGGCGCCGACCCAUGAAAAGUUUCCAUAAUGAUUGAUUUAACACCUUCUUUGGAAAGUGUUAACUGUUAUUCAACAUGUGAUAAUGUAGUUUUUUUUCCGAAAAAAGUGAUCAAUGGAUGAGUUCAUAUUAACCCUUUCACCACUGUAAACCGUAAUGGACUCAUCCCGAUAAAUGCAGGGUAGAGUCCAUUAGAGUAAACGAGGGUUGAAAAAGGUUAACUUAUUAUCUUAUUAGAAUGACCGAUUAGUGAACCCUCGUUCAACCGGGCACAUUUCUUUUAACACAUUUAAGAUAGGUAAACGUGGCAAUAUUUCAAAAAAUUCAUGUGAUACUGAAUUUUAUGUUCCUGAUGGCUAGCCCGACAGAUUUCAUCGACCAGUUUUUUUUUUAUAUAAUAAGAUGUGUUCAACGAAGUACAACAGAAUAAGUAAGUUUGUAAAGAGUUCCAUUUGUUUCACUAUAGUUUCUGAAAAAAAAUAAAAAGAAUAAAAAGAAUAUAUGAAUAGUGAAAAAUAAAAUAAAAGUACACUGAAUAUAAAAACUACAGCAGAGGCUAGGGCAAUCUGAAAAAUGAAAAGUGGAAGAGCUUGGUGUGAAAAACAACAUUUAUUCAUAAACUUGGAAAUGUUCAUACAUGUUAUUAUGUUUUUUCAUUAUUCCCAUGCACAAAACUGUUUCAAAAUGUUACACAAGAUUAGCAUUUUAAUUGACCCAAACUUGAAAUAAAGAUGAUUACUAAGAUUGAUUAACUGUCACUGAUUGUAAUAUAACCUCUUGCAAAGUAUGCACAUCGUUAGGGUAGUAUAACUAAUUUUCCAUCUCUCCAAUAUUGUUUUUAUUUAUUUUGCUUCAUCAGUUUGAAAAUGUGUUAUUGUGUUUCUGUGUAAAUGGAAGUAUGUAAUGGUUUAAAAGUACUACAAUGUGAAUUGUACUAUUACUGAUGUAGUUUGUGUAUGUAUAGCUUAUGUAUUAAAUCGUGAAUGUAAAGGUAUGCUUUAUAGUGAUUGCUAAAUCUACCAUUAGAUCCCUGCUGCUCUGCAUUUACUUACACUGAUUUCAAUUUUGUUUUUAUAUAUACAUAAAUAAUGUACAACCACUUCAUAAUGAAUUCAAUAGAAUACAUACUAGUGUUCACCAUUUUCAAGUAAAUUUCAAGUUAUAUAUUGUACGUAUAAAGCUAGAAAGUAGGUUUAUAAAUAGAACACUUAAGUACUCUUUUUAGGUGACUAAAAAUGUAUAACUGUCUUGUGUGUGAGUCACUUUAGUCAUUUUAUUUUAAGAUUGAUUUCCCCUAGUUAUUUUCGUUUUUGUUUAUUGGUCGACUCAGUUCUGACUAUUGUCUUUGUUAUCAAUUUUGAGUCCGAACUUUGUCCUUGUGUGUUGACGCUGGUAGUAUUUUGUCCAUGUGUUUUUUGUCCUUACACUUUGACGCUUUGGUGUAUUUUGUCCUUGUGGGUUGAUAAUGUUGUAUAUUUUGCCCUUUUAUUUUGACGCUGUGGUAUAUUUUGUCACUACGGAAAACGAGAAAAGACGAGAAAACAUUUUGGAAAAAAAAUAAGUCAACGUAAAAUCCAAUUUGAAAUUGACGUAAUGUGAAAGACAUUUGAUCUUUGGCUGUUCAUAUAUAGAAUUGUAUGUAUUUAAAUAUAUCGGCAACAAGGAGUCUUGUCAUAUUUAUUACUAGGCUCCCAAGUAACAUCUAAACUUGAUGAGUGUUCUAAAUUCUCAAAUUGUUUUAAGGGCUUUAUUUACAUUGACAUUAGUAUUUAUGAACGUUUGUUAUCAGAUGACUUCAUGUCCUGAAACACUUAAAGAGUUGACGCAAAUGAAACCCUGGCACUUUUGGGAGGAAAUGUGAAUCAUGAAGGAAUGAGGAAGUUUACAAAGGUAAUUAAAUAUCAUAAUACCGGGGUCACGGAGAUGCAGGAAGUAUAACUAAAUGAUGAUUGCAAGGAGAGAGUUCAAAAUCGACAAUUUUGUAUUUGUAUUUGUCCAAUCUACUGCUUUCUUACUGAAUGUAUAGCAUGGGUUUGCAUAGAAAUGAAUAAAAUUCACAUGUGAUCAUUUCGUAUACCAUAAUUAUACAGAUUUUACUUUUUAGUUCUACUUUCCAUAAAUAUAGAAUCUAGCAUUGAUUAAAUGUUUAUGCUAACAUAUGCAUUUCCUAAUGUAGAGGGCUUUCAUAGGCUUUACACUGCAACCCAGUUUUAAGAACUAUACAGUGAAAUGCACGAGGAAGAAGGUCUUUUUACAGAAUCCUCUAUAACAAAUUGAUUUUUCAUCUUAUUGAUGAAACAUUUUCAUGAAUUGGUAACUCUUUUGGCAAUUCUAAAAUGUUAUUACAUUUUAAGGAAGAUAACUAAAAGGAAAGCACUAUAAAUAAUAGUUUAUAAGGUUUGAGAUUAUCACUAUAAACUAUAAUGUAUCGGGUUUGAGAGUAUCGCUAUCACAAUCAAAAUGUAUUGAAGUCUGAUACAGCUGUUCAUCAAUUUCUUUAUAUUUCUAACUUGCAAUUGAAUGUCGGGUGUUUUUCGGAAUAAUUAUUAAAUAUAACAAGCCAAGUCAAGCCGGGACACUUUCGUUGACCAGUUAGCUUAGUCGGUUAGAGGGAUAGUAUUAUAACAAGUCCAGGUAUUCGAAUACCGGUCAAGCCGCUCGGAAUUUCACUACAGUAUCAGACGACUCGUGUUUAUACUAUUUUGUUUGUUUCAUCUUAAUACAUAUACGUCCCUUAAGGUAUGGAUUUCUUUUCAGGAAAUAAUCUAUCGAAGCUUUACUGAUGUCGAAAAAUUAGUUUUCCAAUGCGUAUGAACGUUUUUGGUAAUGGUGAUCAUUUUACGUGUAUCGCUUUAUUUAAGAUGACAUAUUUUCAUAAUUGAAGUAUGCACCUGUUCAUUCUUUGUUUUCCGUGUUUUAAGAGAGACAGAUGUAGAGCGAGAGAGUGUUCCAUUGUGUUUAAAUGAAUUAGGUAUAGUUAUAUAUACAUCUGUACAUGAGUUUAUGGAUGGUAAAACAUUAUUUGAUGAUAGAAUAAAAUAUUAGA